UGUUGCUAGACUAAAACAUAUUUCUUGGACCACGUAAUGGACGUCCGUCUUCCACAGGCAACGCCAUAUUGUACGAGAGAAGCAGGAAUUGCAACCACGCCAUUGUGAACAUCACGCUAAUCCUCCACUGUUUGCAUAAAUAACGAGUAAAAAAUUACUUAAAUGCAUGGACAACAUGUACAGUAAUAAUAUCGACCCUUGGGAGCCAGGGUAUGGACCUGAAAGAAGGGGACAUAACUCAGAUUAUGAUUAUCGUAAUGAUUAUGGAAGUAGUAGGUCACCAGAUUAUGGAGAACAUCGUGACAAUGACCAUCGUGACAGGGAUCAUCGCAGUCCAGAAUACAGAAAUCAUCGAGGCCGAGACAGAGAUCGUGAAAGAGAUCGCUCAAGAGACAGAAGAGAUCGUAGCAGAGAUGACAGAGAUCGUAGCUACAGAGACAGAGAGGAUCGUUACGGAAGACAAAGGGAUAGAGACUCUGUAGAAAGAGACAGAGAUCGUGAUCGUGAUCGCGAUAGAGAUAGAGACCGUUCUAGAAGAGACAGAGAUAGGGAUAGAGAUCGUGAUCGUAGAGGAAAACGGGAGGAAAGAGAUCGGGAUCGCGAUGAUGAUCAUAGCCGAGAAAGUAUGGAUUUUGAGCAUGACCAUGGACGUACUUAUGGUUCGUCCAUGGAAGGCAUCCACUACAAAUCUCAAUCUCCAAACAACACCAUAAUGAUUCGUGGGCUUGCUCAACAUAUUACAGAAAAUGACGUGCGGCAAGACAUCCUCAACUGUGGUCUCAUGCCCAAGGACAUCAGGCUGAUUCGUAAAAAGGAUACAGGUGCUUCGCGAGGUUUUGCAUUCGUCGAGUUUAACGCGACUCAGGAGGCCGCACGGUGGAUGGAGAUGAAACAGGGAGUACUGAUGCUGCAGGACCAAUAUCGUGCCUUGAUGCAGUACAGUAUACCGAAAGAUUGCCAUGUAGAUAAACCACCAGCAAAAAAUACACAAGAUUGGCAUUGUGUUAAGUGUGGUGCACAUAAUUUCAAGAGACGGGAAACAUGUUUCAAGUGUUCUGCUUCUCGAGCAGAGAGCGAAGAAGGUGGAGAGGGUAGCGAUGAGAUUAGUCCUCAUCCUACAAACACUGUUCUACUUCGUGGAUUGGACGUAUUGACGACUGAAGAUUCGGUCUUGCAAGCAAUGAAAAAUCUUUCGUCAAUGCCAAUACGUAGCAUUCGCAUUGGACGCGAUUCUCUCACUAAUACAUCGAGAGGUGUAUGCUAUUUAGAAAUGGGCAACGUGGUGGAUGCCAUGUAUUUACAUACAGCCCUCACAAAACAGGGAUUGGUAGUAGAUGGUAGAAAAGUGGAAAUUACUUAUUGCAAACUUCAUCAAAUAAAUAAUACCAAUACGUGGAAAGGAAAUGAUAACCAGCCGCAACGAUAUACUUUGGAUGAUGUUGCUCAAUUGGCGGAGUAUAGUGCCAAUUUGUACGCUAAAACACCUGCACAAAAAGCUCACUACCUUCAGUAUUAUACACAAUAUUAUCAGAAUCAAAUAAUGCAGGGAUCUGCAAUUACUUUGCCAUCUUUAAACCAAACUGAUCGAGUGAACGCAGCUGCAGCUGUAGCACAGUCUGCAAUACAACAAUUACAGGCAUCUAGAAAAUUAGGGGAUUCUGAAGAAAUGAAAAAUAGACCAACACCAACGGCACCAACUAGUACUGCUUUAGCAAGUGGAAGAGUACCCGCACAUGGCAGCGAUGGUAAAAUAUAUUCUGUACCAGAUGUUAGCACUUAUCAUUAUGAUGAGUCAUCAGGUUAUUAUUACGAUCCAAGUACGGGAUUGUAUUAUGAUCCUAAUUCGCAAUACUAUUAUAAUAGUCAUACGCAACAAUUCUUAUAUUGGGAUGCUGAAUCUUUUUCAUAUCAACCAGCAAAGACUGCUACAACCGUAACACAGGCAACAGGAACAACUUCGAGUGGAACCACAAUAACAGCUACAGCAAGUAGUACAGAUUCAACAAACACAAUUACUAAUCAAGCAACAUCUUCAUCAGUUACUACCGUGACUCAAGAAACGUCGAAAGAGGAUGAAGCUAAGAAGAAAGACAGCAAACAAGAUAAAGUAAAAGUAGCAAAAAAAAUAGCAAAAGAUAUGGAACGUUGGGCAAAAACCUUGAACCAAAAGAAAGAGAAUGCAAAGAGUAAUUGGAAUUCUGAAUUUGCUGGCGGUGAUGGCAAUCAAGGUGUUGGAAGCGGAGCUGCAGAUGCAGGAUAUGCUAUUUUGGAGAAGAAAUCUCUUGCAAAUUCUUAUCAUGAAGAUGAAGAUCAAAGUAGCAAUAAUGGCUUGGUUGCUGCCUAUGGUGGCGGUAGUGAUACGGAAGAAGAAAUAGAGGAUGUACAGCAAGAAGAAAGGCAACAUACAGACUGGAGUAAAUUAGCAUGCUUGUUGUGUAAACGACAAUUUCCAAGUAAAGAAGCAUUACUUCGACAUCAACAGUUAUCUGAUCUUCAUAAACAAAAUUUGGAAAAUUGGUAUCAAGUACGUGGUUUAGAUCCAAAUGAUCCACAACAAAGAAACAAUAAAUAUCGUGAUCGCGCUAAAGAAAGGAGAGCAAAAUAUGGUGAGCCAGAACCUCCACAACCUAAUAAACUUAAAGAAAAAUACUUAAAAACUAGAGUUGAAGAAAUAUCAGUAUCUUAUGAAGAACCAACAAGAGCUGGUAUUGGUUCAGAUAAUGUUGGUAAUAAACUUUUACAAAAAAUGGGAUGGAGUGAAGGAAUGGGUCUUGGUAAGUCAAACCAAGGUAGGACGAGUAUCAUUGAAGCUGAGAGAAGAGUUCCUACAGCUGGAUUAGGAGCAAAAUCGUCAUCGUAUAGUGCUUUACCGGGGGACACAUAUAAAGAUUGCGUAAAGAAAAUGAUGUACGCGCGUUAUCAAGAAUUAUCUGAUACAUAAUACAUUGAACAUCAAUGAAAAUAGAUUUUAUAUAUAAAUAA
This is a messenger RNA of Frieseomelitta varia, 2982 nucleotides long. Its product is annotated as RNA-binding protein 5-like. The coding region runs from base 167 to 2941 and encodes 924 amino acids. Gene Ontology annotation, biological process: mRNA splicing, via spliceosome. The transcript has 8 exons. Gene Ontology annotation, cellular component: nucleus. Gene Ontology annotation, molecular function: RNA binding. NCBI's taxonomy places the organism in Eukaryota, Metazoa, Arthropoda, Insecta, Hymenoptera, Apidae. The record is from RefSeq and is a predicted model, not a curated record.